This is a messenger RNA of Artibeus jamaicensis (Jamaican fruit-eating bat), 1052 nucleotides long. It is a transcript of the gene APOO, whose product is annotated as apolipoprotein O. Gene Ontology annotation, biological process: cristae formation. Gene Ontology annotation, cellular component: MICOS complex. The transcript has 9 exons. The coding region runs from base 323 to 916 and encodes 197 amino acids. The record is from RefSeq and is a predicted model, not a curated record. Lineage: Eukaryota; Metazoa; Chordata; Mammalia; Chiroptera; Phyllostomidae.
GGCGGGGCUUGAGUUCGCUGGCAGCGCGAAGCUCGACGCGCCGUAGCUUAGCGCCACGCGCCGCAGCUUAGCGCCACACGCCGCAGUUUAGCGCGACACGCCGAAGCUUAGCGCGCCGCGCCGCAGCUUAGCGACGUCGCUUCUAGCCCACGCUUCUGAACUAAGCUUUCGCGAGAUCAACUCGGCUGUACCGCCUUCGCUCGCAACUCGGCCCACCUGCUGUCGGAAGAAUCAGGGCCCUAUCCGGCCGCCGUAGCCGCCGGUCUGUAGUGGGCGGGGCCUAGGCCGGGGUGACCCCGCCGGAGCCGCCGCUGCCAGCGACAUGUUCAAGGUAAUUCAGAGGUCCGUGGGGCCAGCCAGCCUGAGUCUGCUCACCUUCAAAGUCUAUGCAUCACAGAAAAAGGACUCACCGCACAAAACUUCCGUGAAGGUUAAUGAGCUCUCACUCUACUCCGUUCCCGAGGGUCAAUCUAAAUAUGUGGAGGAGCCAAGGACUCAACUUGAAGAGAGCAUCUCACACCUCCGACAGUAUUGUGAGCCAUAUACCAGUCGGUGUCAGGAAGUGUACUCCCAAACUGAGCCCAAGAUGCAAAGUUUGGUUCAGUGGGGGUUAGACAGCUAUGAAUAUCUCCAAAAUGCACCUCCUGGAUUUUUUCCAAGACUUGGUGUUAUUGGGUUUGCUGGCAUUGUUGGACUCCUUUUUGCUAGAGGUUCUAAAAUAAAGAAGCUGGUGUAUCCACCUGUUUUCAUGGGAGUAGCUGCCUCUCUUUAUUAUCCACAACAAGCCAUCGUAUUUUUCCAGGUCAGUGGGGAGAAAUUAUAUGACUGGGGUUUACGAGGAUACAUAGUCAUAGAAGAUUUGUGGAAGAACUUUCAAAAGCCCGGAAAUGUGAAGAAUUCACCUGGAAAUAAGUAGAAUACUCCAUGUUCUGCCCAUUUUAAUCAGUUAUAGGUAAACGUUGGAAACUCCAUACACUAAACCAGUAUUUCUACAGAAAAAUGGAAUAAAAGUCAGUAUUGAAUGUAAUAAACUGGCUCUUCUUCAGGAAAAA